Microcebus murinus (gray mouse lemur) is the source of this 6485-nucleotide messenger RNA. RefSeq names its product membrane associated guanylate kinase, WW and PDZ domain containing 3 (gene MAGI3). Gene Ontology annotation, molecular function: protein binding. Gene Ontology annotation, biological process: signal transduction. NCBI's taxonomy places the organism in Eukaryota, Metazoa, Chordata, Mammalia, Primates, Cheirogaleidae. Gene Ontology annotation, cellular component: cell-cell junction; cytoplasm. The record is from RefSeq and is a predicted model, not a curated record.
CGUCUCGGGCUUGGGGCGGCCGGGCCCCCGCAGGCUGUGGCCGGGGGCACGGAGCGGCGAGGCCCCCUGACCGGGCUGCGCGGGCCGCCCGGGGCCCCGGGCUGAGAGGGGGCCGGAGCGGCGCCCCGGCCGCCCGCGCGGGGUCUCCCCCAUGGUGCAGCGGGGUUCGGGAUGUCGAAGACGCUGAAGAAGAAGAAGCACUGGCUCAGCAAGGUGCAGGAGUGCGCGGUGUCCUGGGCUGGGCCCCCGGGCGACUUCGGCGCCGAGAUCCGGGGCGGCGCGGAGCGCGGCGAGUUCCCCUACCUGGGGCGGCUCCGCGAGGAGCCCGGCGGGGGCACCUGCUGCGUCGUCUCGGGCAAGACGCCCAGCCCUGGGGAUGUGCUGCUGGAGGUGAACGGGACGCCUGUCAGCGGGCUCACCAACCGGGACACCCUGGCUGUCAUCCGCCACUUCCGCGAGCCCAUCCGUCUCAAGACCGUGAAGCCAGGCAAAGUCAUUAAUAAAGAUUUGCGGCAUUACCUGAGUCUUCAGUUUCAAAAGGGAUCAAUUGACCACAAACUGCAGCAAGUGAUCAGAGAUAAUCUCUACUUGAGAACUAUUCCAUGCACUACAAGGGCCCCCAGGGAUGGAGAAGUACCAGGAGUGGACUAUAAUUUUAUUUCUGUUGAACAGUUCAAAGCACUGGAAGAGAGUGGAGCAUUGUUAGAAAGUGGAACGUAUGAUGGAAACUUCUAUGGAACUCCCAAGCCUCCAGCAGAACCCAGCCCUUUUCAGCCAGAUCCUGUUGAUCAGGUCCUCUUUGAUAAUGACUUUGACACAGAAUCCCAAAGAAAACGAACUACAUCUGUCAGCAAGAUGGAAAGAAUGGACAGCUCUCUUCCUGAAGAGGAAGAAGAUGAGGACAAGGAAGCUAUUAAUGGCAGUGGAAAUACAGAAAACAGAGAGAGGCAUUCUGAGUCAUCUGACUGGAUGAAGACUAUUCCAAGUUACAACCAAACAAAUAGCUCCAUGGACUUCAGAAAUUAUAUGAUGAGAGAUGAAACCCUGGAGCCACUGCCCAAAAACUGGGAGAUGGCCUACACUGAUACGGGGAUGAUCUACUUCAUUGACCACAAUACCAAGACAACCACCUGGUUGGAUCCUCGUCUUUGUAAGAAAGCCAAAGCUCCUGAAGACUGUGAAGAUGGAGAGCUUCCUUAUGGCUGGGAGAAAAUAGAGGACCCUCAGUAUGGGACAUACUAUGUUGAUCACCUUAACCAGAAAACCCAGUUUGAAAAUCCAGUGGAAGAAGCCAAAAGGAAGAAGCAGUUAGGACAGUCUGAAAUUGGGUCUUCAAAACCAGAUGUGGAAAAGUCACACUUUACACGAGAUCCAUCCCAACUUAAAGGUGUCCUUGUUCGAGCAUCACUGAAAAAAAGCACAAUGGGAUUUGGUUUUACCAUUAUUGGUGGAGAUAGGCCUGAUGAAUUCCUUCAAGUGAAAAAUGUGCUGAAAGAUGGUCCUGCAGCUCAGGAUGGGAAAAUUGCACCAGGUGAUGUUAUUGUAGACAUCAAUGGCAACUGUGUCCUUGGUCACACCCAUGCAGAUGUUGUCCAGAUGUUUCAACUGGUACCUGUUAAUCAGUAUGUAAACCUCACUUUAUGUCGUGGUUAUCCACUUCCUGAUGACAGUGAAGAUCCUGUUGUGGACAUUGUUGCUGCUACCCCUGUCAUCAAUGGACAGUCAUUAACCAAGGGAGAAACUUGCAUAAAUACUCAGGAUUUUAAGCCAGGAGCAAUGGUUCUGGACCAAAAUGGAAAAUCAGGACACACCUUGACCAGCGAUCGUUUCAAUGGACCAUCAGAUCUAAGCGAACAGAGAGCAUCCGUGGCAUCAUCAGGCAGUUCCCAGCCUGAACUAGUGACUAUCCCUUUGAUUAAGGGGCCUAAAGGCUUUGGGUUUGCAAUUGCUGACAGCCCUACUGGACAGAAGGUGAAAAUGAUAUUGGAUAGCCAGUGGUGUCAAGGCCUUCAGAAAGGGGAUAUAAUUAAGGAAAUUUACCAUCAAAAUGUGCAGAAUUUAACACAUCUCCAAGUGGUAGAGGUGCUAAAGCAGUUUCCAGUAGGUGCAGAUGUACCAUUGCUUAUAUUAAGAGGAGGCCCUCCUUCACCAACCAAAACUGCCAAAAUGAAAACAGAUAAAAAGGAAAAUUCAGGAAGUUUGGAGGCCAUAAAUGAGCCCAUUCCCCAGCCUAUGCCUUUUCCACCCAGCAUUAUCAGGUCAGGAUCCCCGAAAUUGGAUCCUUCUGAGGUCUACCUGAAAUCUAAGACUUUAUAUGAAGAUAAACCACCAAACACCAAAGAUUUGGAUGUUUUUCUUCGGAAACAAGAGUCAGGGUUUGGCUUCAGGGUGCUAGGAGGAGAUGGACCUGACCAGUCUAUAUAUAUUGGAGCCAUUAUUCCUCUUGGAGCAGCUGAGAAAGAUGGUCGGCUCCGAGCAGCUGAUGAACUAAUGUGCAUUGAUGGAAUUCCUGUUAAAGGAAAAUCACACAAACAAGUCUUGGACCUAAUGACGACUGCUGCUCGAAAUGGCCAUGUGUUACUAACCGUCAGAAGAAAGAUCUUCUAUGGAGAAAAACAACCUGAAGAUGACGGCUCUCAAGCCUUCAUAUCAACACAGAAUGGAUCUCCCCGCCUGAACCGAGCAGACAUCCCAGUUAGGCCUGCUCCCCAGGAGGCCUAUGAUGUUGUCUUGCAACGAAAAGAAAAUGAAGGAUUUGGCUUUGUCAUUCUCACAUCCAAAAACAAACCACCUCCAGGAGUUAUUCCUCAUAAAAUUGGCCGAGUCAUAGAAGGAAGUCCAGCUGAUCACUGUGGAAAACUGAAAGUUGGAGAUCACAUCUCUGCAGUUAAUGGACAGUCCAUUAUUGAACUGUCUCAUGAUAACAUUGUUCAGCUGAUCAAAGAUGCUGGUGUCACCGUCACUCUGACGGUCAUUGCUGAAGAAGAGCAUCAUGGUCCACCAUCCGGAACAAACUCAGCCAGGCAAAGCCCAGCCUUGCAGCACAGGCCCAUGGGACAGUCACAAGCCAACCACAUACCUGGGGACAGAAGUGUCCUAGAAGGUGAAAUUGGAAAAGAUGUUUCCACUUCUUACAGACAUUCAUGGUCUGACCACAAGCACCUUGCACAACCUGACACUGCAGUGAUUUCAGUUGUAGGCAGUCGGCACACUCAGAGCCUUGGAUGUUAUCCAGUAGAGCUGGAGAGAGGCCCCCGAGGCUUUGGAUUCAGUCUCCGAGGGGGAAAGGAGUACAACAUGGGCCUCUUUAUCCUUCGUCUUGCUGAGGAUGGUCCUGCCAUCAAAGAUGGCAGAAUUCAUGUUGGUGACCAGAUUGUUGAAAUCAAUGGGGAACCAACCCAAGGAAUCACACAUACUCGAGCAAUUGAGCUCAUUCAGGCUGGUGGAAAUAAAGUUCUUCUUCUUUUGAGGCCAGGAACUGGCUUGAUACCUGACCACGGUGAUUGGGAUAUUAACAAUCUUUCAUCUUCAAGUGUGAUUUAUGAUGAACAGUCACCAUUUCCCCCAUCUUCACAUUCUGCUUCCAUAUUUGAAGAGUCUCACGUGCCAGCAAUUGAAGAAUCUUUAAUGAAAGUUCAGAUAUGUGGAAAGACAGAAGAAUUAAAGGACACUGUGCCUGAAAAGAAAAGCACUUUAAAUGAAAAUCAGUCUGAAAUGAAGCAUCAGUCUCUUCUCCAGAAAAAUGUGAAUAAGCGGGAUCCACCCAACAGUCAUGGGCACAGUGACAAGAAAAAUCUACUAAAAGUAGAAAACGGUGUUAGACAAAGAGGUAGAUCUGCUAGUCCCAAAAAGUCAUCCAGUCGGUAUACAGAAGAACAUUUGCAAACGAUUUCUAGUCCUCUAACAAAUGACCCCAAAAGAAGACCCAGAGAGCGAUCGCUGAGCCCCAGGAAAGGGGAGAAUAAAAGUUGUCAGAUCAGCACCAAGGCAGGUUCUGGACAAGAUCAUGGCAGAAAAAGCAGAGGACGUUCUUCCAGCCCAAAGAAGCAGCAAAAAAUUGAAGGAAGCAAAGAUCCAUCAAAUGCUGAAGCCAAAUUAUUAGGUGAGAGUCAAAGAAUAGGCCAUACUAACAAUAAGGCUGAUGACAAAGAAAAAUCAGGUGUCAUCAGGAAAGAUGCAAAGCAGAGUCAAUUGGGAAAAAACAGAACAAAGUCUCCAGAGAAAAACAAAAGAAUGGACGAAAAGUCCCUUCCAUCCAAAAAGACUAAUAACACUACUAGUAGAGUCAUGUCUGACAAUGAAAAAGGAAAGAAAGCAAUCACAGGAGAAACAAGUUUUAGUAAAGAUAAAGUAGGAGAAAAUGUCCAAGUAUCAGAAAAGAAGCUGAAGCAGGAACCUGAAGAGAGAAUGGUUUUAAACAAAAUAGAAGGUCACAAAGGGAAAGAACUAGAGGCAGCUGACAAAAACAGAGAGACUGGAGGGUUCAAACCUGAAUGUAGUUCACCAGUUAAGAAAACACAAAUAACUCCAGGGCCCUGGAAGGUGCCGAGUGCAAAUAAAGUCACAGGUACUACUGGUAUGGCUGAGAAGCGGCUGUGACCUUUAGUAUAAAACAAAGAAAAACAAGUUGCAAUCUUUUCUUACUAAAAAGCAUUUUUCCAGAAAAAAAUUUUUUUUCAGAAAUUCUGAAACACUUAAGUACAUUUUAAUUUGAGCACCAAGUUACCUAGGCUGCAUGAGGGGCCUUUAGGAUUGCUAAGAACCAACUGUCCCCAUGGCUGGCUGCCCUCCCUCGCACUCAGGAAGGAGCUGCGUCCACGCGCUCAUCUCACACCCCCUGCUCAGGCUGCCCGGCUCGUCUUCAUGGAGUGUCUGAACAAAUGACAUAUGUUGAUAUUCACGGUGUGGUCACAGCUCACUUUGUAUUUGUGCCAAGUUACCUACUGUAUCAUGUCUGUUUUAGCCUUCUCAUUCAGCUAUUUCCACAGUAAUGAAAAAGUUAGGUUUGGCUUGGAAGUUGUUCUCAAUAGCAUGUUGCAUGUUUACAGAGAGAAAUAUUGAGUCCUUGCAGAAGAGAUUAACUCAUCAUUAAAGAUGGUGAUCAUCUCUUUUAGCAGCUGAUGAUGUCCCAGUUCAAAAAUAAAACUCCAAAAUAUCACUACUUUUAAGGGGAAAAAUAUAUAGUCAAAUAUUAAUGCUUUCUUAUGGCUUUUUAUUUUUAAUUUGGCUAGAUAAGGUGUUUCAAAUAACUGUUAAAAUUAUUACUUACAAUUGAAUGUUCGAAAUGAGAAAGUACUUACAUUUUAAGUAAUAGAGUUUACCUCCUGCUGUGAUUCCAACCUUGAUGUAGUUAUAGCAUCUCAGGUCACCCUUUCUAUUUCAGUUAUUUCAUUAUGAAACCACAAAGAAGCAUGUGGAAAUAGUGUGUAUUGCUCUUCAGAGAAAAACUAUCAACUAUCUAUUUUUGGAUAUUUUGGUUGUACCUACUACGAAAGACAUUGGCUUUUAAUACAUAAUACAGAUUUGAAGAGUCAAAAUGAUAUAGAUUAUGUGAGGGACUCUAUCAUGAAACCAGUUUCACAUUCCAUGGACAGAUAAAGUACCAACUCUUCUGGUAGCAAAUGUUUAAGUUUCGGAUGUUUAGAAGCAGAACCUGUGUAAGGCCUGCCAGCAAGUAAGGACAAAUGUGGUAGACAGUCCUUGCUGGAGCUUAGUUAAUAUUAACUUUUAGCUACAUUAACUUUCUUACUUAAAAACAAGAAAGUGAGACUAAAUAUCUGCUUAGCUUAUACAAAUUUUCAGAAUUAUUUUUAAAAGUCUAAAUAAAAAGGUGUUUGUUGGAAAUUGGAGAUAGUUAACUCCAUAAAGUACAUCCAGGUUUUUCAGUCCCCUGAAGUAGCAUCUAUAAAUAAAGGCACAUUCUCAGAAUAAACCUAUUUUAUGGACACUUGCUCUGUCACCCUGGGUUCAUCUUGUGAAACACAUUAUGUCCAGGUCCUUCCCGCUGAAAGUCUGACUGUGAAGCUCUUUGAUGUAACAACUGUAUCAGCCCCUAUAGAUAAGACAUGCUUCCCAGUGUGAGAUUUUCGAAAUCCUCUUUUCAUCCAGAAUUAUAUUUACCCACCUAUUGUAACUACUCGAAUAGAGCAAAUCUAGGAGGCUUGAUAAAUGUUAAGAAUUUAGUAUCACAGAAAUGGUUUAUUUUCCCUAUAGUCCACAAUUAGUGAUAUAAAUCCUUUUAUUGUUAAGUGUGACAUAACUGAUGUCAUAUGUUGUCAGUCUGAUGUGGCUCUUCCUAAGUAACCUGUCACUGUACUGAAUAUAUACUGACUUAGCAAUGUGGCCUUGGAAUGCUGAGCAAAAUAUGGAUGUACUGGCUGUAAAUGUUUAUAUAUUGUACAGUACCUUUAUAUAUACACUUGAGGUUCUGAUUAGAGAAAGAUCUGUAAAUCGCUCGUUAUUUUUUAUAUAGACAUUAAAAAAAA